AUGUCAAAAGUUAGAGACCCAAUUACAGAUACUGCAUGUCAUAUUUUAAAGGGAGCAGUUGUGACUGUUCUAGGUACACCUGUUACAGCAUCGGUUGAAUGUAACAACAAAGUCAAGGGUAGAUUGACAGUCGAAUACGACUCUGACGUCAAACCAUCAGACGAGAAUGUAAAGAGAAUCGAAAAGGAAGCAAACAAUAUUGUCAAGGCUAACCUCCCACUCAAAGCAUUCUCAAUGGAUCGUAAAGAAGCUGAAACCAAAUACACUGAAUCUAAAGUUAACAAUACUUAUAUAUACGAUAAAUUCCCUGUUCCAGAAUCAGUGACAACAUUAACAUUGGUAGAAAUUGAAAAUUGGAAUAUUAAUUGUUGUCCAGCACAACAUUUGGAAAAGACUGGUGAUAUUGGAUACAUAAAGAUUAUUGGUACUAAUCAUCGUCCACAAAAGAAAGAGUUUGAAUUGAGAUUUGAAAUUGUCAGCAAGGAGGCUGUCGAAGCUGAACAAGCAGCUCAAGAUAAAUCACGUUUGGAAAAGGAAAAGAAGAUCAAGGAUGAACAAGAUCGUCUCAAGAGAGAAUCUACCAACAUUGAAUUGGUCACCAAACGUGUCAUGGAAAUUACUCUUGCCAAUCAACAAGAUAAAUCUAAAGCAAUCACUGAAAUCUCUACUCUUUUAAACAUACUAAAAAAUAAUUCUUAUAUGAAUGGUAUGAAUUGUACUAUUUCAAAACAAUAG
Cavenderia fasciculata is the source of this 735-nucleotide messenger RNA. Its product is annotated as putative alanyl-tRNA synthetase. The record is from RefSeq and is a predicted model, not a curated record. The transcript has 2 exons. Bases 1 to 735 code for a protein of 244 amino acids. Lineage: Eukaryota; Evosea; Eumycetozoa; Acytosteliales; Cavenderiaceae. Gene Ontology annotation, molecular function: ATP binding; aminoacyl-tRNA ligase activity; Ser-tRNA(Ala) deacylase activity. Gene Ontology annotation, biological process: regulation of translational fidelity; tRNA aminoacylation.